AUGGAAACAAAUCUCUCAUAUUGUACUCGUACUGGACGUACGACUUCAGAGAAAACUAUGGAAGAUGGUAAUAUUGUCAACACUAAAGACGAUAAAAUCGCUUCAGCAUCUUUGGCAAAUUUGUAUAGUGAUCGGUCUUGUAAAUUGGCGACAAAUGGACACGAUUUUGCUGGCGAACCGUCUAGUCCCCCUGACAAGCCCUUCGAGCCGCGACGUCACAGCGUUGACACAUUGCAGGAAGAUAAGUUUCGGAAACGAAUUAACCCGCUCAGAAUACAUCUGGGUAAAAGACCCUUUGUGGAUAAUUCAAUAUCAUACAAUAGUGCGUCAAAAAAACGGAAACCAUUUGUGACUAAACCUAGUGAUAUCAGUUUACCCAAAACAAAUGCUCCCCGAGUACCUAAGUUUGUACCGAAACGUGUAGACCAUAGUCAGUUUCAUAAUGUUUCAACACACUUGGAUAGUUCACUUGAUAAUGAAGAAGACAAACCUGUGCCUCGACUUGUGCCUAAAAGCCAGCUACUGCAGUUCAAAAAAGGUAAAGUGGAAAAAGGAGCCCAGUUGAAAGAGUACGCUCAGAGUUUGGGAUUACAACCAAUGGUUAAGUUUAAAUGUAGGAAGUGUUGUUCAAUGUCUUUUAAAACUCUGGCAAUGUUAAAAGAACAUCAACUUGUUUGUAGAGCACAAGCAAAAGAGCCAGCUUUGAGUCCUGAGGCUGCACCUAACACAGAAUGUAGUACAGGGGGUCCUUCCCGAGUCACCCGCAAAGUGUACCUGUGUUCCGCUUGUGGCACAUAUUAUGAAAAUUGGAAUCUCUUUCUGCAUAUGAGAGAAGUACACAAUAGACAUAUUUGUCUGUUUUGUUUGGGAAUGUUUUCCAAGGCCGAGAAAUUAUCUUCACAUUUAACUAACAAACAUCAUGUGCAAGAGUUUAAUUAUGACAGUAAAGAAGACUUCUGUAAAGUGUAUAAUGGAACUUUUUAUUUGAUGUGCUGUGCCUGUGAUGAAAUUUGUAGUGAGAAAGAUGACUUUUUUAACCAUGAUUGUAAUAAUGUAAAGCCAAAACCUGUACCCGUACUCAUCAGUAAAAAUGCACUGAAGUCUAAUAAUGCAAAAUUUAUUAAAAAUGGUAAUGAAACUGCUAUUAAUGGACCUGCAACGGUUAAUAAGGAAUCUAUAAAACCCACAGCGGAUAAAAGAGAGUUAAGUGAAUAUAAGCCUGAGACAAUAACAUCACAGUCUCAUAAACAUGAGAUUGUAAGUAGCAGUGAAGUUGUAAAUAGUGACACUAGUGUUAGUUCUGAAAGUUUGGCAUCUACUAGCAAAGAUACAAGUAGCAACUUUGAUUCUACACUGUUGACGGAAAGUCCAAACACAAAAAUUCAUUUAAGUUCUGCUGACAGUUCAACACAAAAUUCAAACACAAAUACAGCGCAUGUCCCUAAUGGAAAUGAACAAUUAGAGCAAUCUGAUGAAAGUGACACUCCAGAUUCAGUUAGUAAUAGAGAACCAACACCUGAUUAUACACCAGUAAAGCCUAAGGAGCCGACACCACCACCUCCAGAAAAAGAUAAAGAAUGUGGUAUUAAAUUAAAAUUAAGUUUGAAUAAUGCAAAUUCUCCUGUUAUUAUCAACUCAACUGUUGAUCCCUCGAUUGGUCAACAAUAUGCUCAUAAACCGCCAUCACGCAAUAGGAGACCUCCAAAACGAUAUGAAAAGGACAAACUCCCUGAUGUUAUUACUACAACCCCUGUAAAACCCCCUUCAAUAAAAAUGACUAUAUGUGAUAAAGCUGACAGUCCUUUUGUGAAAACAACUAUUAUUGAAAACAACAAAGAGACUACGGUUAAAACACUUGUAAAUAAUAACAUUGAAACAGUUAAUAAAACAUCUGAAAUCAAACCAGAAAACACUAUAAAAUCCACUAUAUAUGAUAACAAAUUAGAAGAUAUUAAUACUUUAAAUAGGGUACCAAAAUUAACUGUUAGAGUUCCUAAGGAAUUUUUGGAUAAAAAUUCAUCUAGUGAAUACUCUUCCGAUAGUGAUUCUGGAGAGAAGUUAACCGUUGAUACUGAUAAAACACAUACUGAGGAACCAGAAUAUGAAGAAAAAAAACAUGAGACAAUGGAUAUUUCUCCCCCUAUUGUGCCCCAAGUUGAAAAGGAGAAUGAGGAACAACAAAAAGGUCAACCAGAUUCAGAACCUUUAACAGAAGAAAAAGUACAAAUAAAAGAUGAAAUCUCGCUUAAUGCUGAACCAAAAGCAGAACCCCUGGACCAGAAUUCCAAUGAAGAUAUCAAUGUUGAAGAGGCUGUUGAUCCUAUUGUGACUGAUGAUAUUCCUGUAACAGAAUUAACAUUAGAUAGGCCUAUUGACAGAUAUCCAAUGAAAGAUUUAUUAAAGGUUUUCCUCGCUUCAACAGUUUUCAACUGUAUUUAUUGCAAUCAUGUUCGUAAGAUUGCAGUAGAUUGCGAGCAGCUGGCCCUUCAUAUGGUGGCACAACACAGGUUUUCGGCUACAGUUGACAGUAUUACAGCCGAGGAGUUGAUGCCAGAGACAAUAACAUCUAAAGUGAAGGCAGGAGCUGAAGAGCUUCGUUCUAUUUAUAUUAAUUUAGACUCCUAUGAUAGUGUAGACAAGUGUGAUACAGUUCAGUUUAAUCCAAUUUUCGAAUGUUUUCAGUGUUAUUUUAAAACUGCUGUUCAUAAAGAUCUCUAUUUGCAUAACAGAAAAAUGCACCAGAAAACUAUAUUACUGUGUGUAAUGUGCAAGAACAAUUUUUAUAGUUAUAGUGAAUUAUUAUGUCAUUUAUGUCCAGGUACAUAUGAUUCUGAAUAUGUAAUUAAGUUUAGAUGCUGUUUUUGUAAUGUAGACAAUAUUUCUUCAUCAUUUAGGUUAAUGGUGCAUCUUCGAAAGAUACACCACACUUGUGACGUUUGUUUAGAACUUUGCCAAAGUCAAGCACGCUUGUCCAAUCAUGUGUGGAAACACAAGCUGCACCAUUUAUGCUAUCGUUGUGGGAUAGCUUAUAGGAACAAACCAGAUAUUACGAACCAUUUGUUUUGGAAGCAUGGCACAGAGAGUGUCCUAUGUAAAAAAUGUCUACAAAAAAAAUGGCCGCAUGUUUAUCAUUUCUGUACUCCACCAGCAGUGUUUGUUUGCGAGGAAUGCAACUUGCAAUUCACGAGAGCUGUUAGUUUAAAAGUUCAUAAGCGAUUUCACUCCGAAGAAUUCCCUCAUGCGUGUACUGAAGAAGGAUGCACAGAAAAAUUUGUAUCAAAAAAACUUCUUAACAAGCACUUAGAAGAACAUAGGAAAAAACUUAUUACAGAAAAUUUAGAUGAAGAGAAACCAGCUAUUUCAAAUGAAUCAAUACCAGAUAGUUCAAAAGAACCAAUACCGAUUAUUGAUCUUGUCGAUGAUAAAGUAAAAGAAGGAGCGGGUACUCCUGAGUGCAAGGCUGAGGCUGGAACUGAGCAAUUGUCUAAAAGAAGUAAAAAGAAGAAAAUGAAAGAUAAAGAUGCCUUGCUUCUAGAUGUUAAUUUACCAGCGUUAAAUUUAUCUGAGAGUGAUAGUAGCGACGAAUCAGAUAGUGGGAUUUCGCAACCGAGUAAAGAUGAAAAAUCUCAAGAUAAACCUGAUACUGCGCAAGCAGAUAAUUCUACAUCCAAUGUUGAGAAGGAUUCCAAAAUUACAGAUAUUGAAAUGCCGCUAAGUAAAAUAGAAGAAAAAACAGAUUUAAUAGAAGAAGAUAAACCGAGUGAACAAAAAAUUUUAGAAAUAUGGGAUAAUUUUAAUAAAUAUCAGGCUAAGGUUGAAAAACAAAAAGAAAAAACGCCACCCUUGGUACCUAUUCGAAAACAUGUAUGUGAAUCAGAUCACGAUUAUUGUCUUAUACCAACUGAGGUAAAUGGAGAUGAGAAUAUUUUUAGUUCUGAAAAAAAGAAAAAUAAAAAAUCUCCUAAGAAAAAGCACGGAAAUCUAUCAGUAUCUUCUAGCAGUAGCAGCAGCGAUAGCGAUUCGAGUUGUUCUUGUGGAUCUAAUUGUAGUUGUUCAUCAAGUAGUGGUUCUUCUUCAUCAAGUUCAUCUGAUUCUGAUUCCUCAGAUGAAUCAGGCGCCGAAAAGGAUAAGAAAAAAAGCAAACAACUUAAAAAAUCACUUCCUAGUAGAAGAUUAAGUAAUGGAUCUAAUGUUGACGUUAUGGGCAUGACAGAAACUCCUAUAUUAGUUCCAGAGAAGACUGACCCACCGAUUGCUGAGAGUGAUUUAGAAACCGUUGAAAGUGAAACAGAUGAAGAAUUCUACGAUGAACAUCCACAACAAAUUGCAAAUAAAAUGUAUAAUGAAAAGCGCAAUCAAUUAUUGCUCUUAGCUUCAGUAGCACCAUCGGAUGGAGGCUCAUUGUCAGGUGACGUUAGCCGCUGCACGACUCCAGCCAAGGAAGACACUAAAGAACAAAAAGAUGAAAAGGAAUUGAUUAAAGAAGAAGUAAAAGAAGAAGUGGAAUCAAAGGAAAAAACUAGUAGCAGCAAAAAGAAAAGUAAAAAGAAAAAGAAAUCUAGAAGUUCGCGUAAACAUGGCCCGAUAAAGAUGACCAUUCCUAAAGAUAUAAUAGCAAAAUCAGAAAUUGAACCACCACCCUUGAUUCCUAAUAAAAUUACGAUAUCUCUUCAAUCAAAUACGGUUCAAUUACCAGAUGUGCCCACUGUAGCACCAAUACCACCACCUGCCAGCGCUAGCACUCCUACCCCCUCUAUAGAGAAAAAACGAGCGUCAAAACGAAGGCGAGUGCCCAACAAAUUCUACGGUUAUUCCAGCGAUGAGGAAUCACCGCAAACUGGUGUCGCAGCUUUAAAACCACAGCUUCCGCCCAAGUUAGAAUGGAGGAAAGAAGAUUUACCUUCACCUGUAACGCACAAAUCUAAAAAGGAGAUACCAUCCACAGUCAUUCCGCAAAGACUGUUUAAUUACAAUGAACCCAUAAGGUUGACGACUCCAAUACCUGAUCCUGAGCCUCCGCGUUUCUUGAUGAACUCGGAAUCCAUGGAAUCGAGCGAUUCUGAUUCUAGCAAUGAGCCAGGCUUGGAAAUAUAUCAACCUAGCACGCCCAAUGCAGCUACAGUACCUCCUCCGACGUACUUGAAUUCCGGUACGUCCAGUUUGCCGUAUGCUUUCCAGAGGCCAGCUGCGCGUCAGGCGCGUGAAGGUGAGAGCGUGUACUGCUAUUGCCGUUGUCCGUACGACGAGGUUUCAGAAAUGAUAGCAUGUGACGCCGAAGGCUGCUCCAUCGAGUGGUUCCACUUCGAAUGUGUCGGUAUCAUGGUACCGCCUAAAGGCAAAUGGUACUGCCCGCAGUGUAGGAAGGUG
Brenthis ino (lesser marbled fritillary) is the source of this 5367-nucleotide messenger RNA. NCBI's taxonomy places the organism in Eukaryota, Metazoa, Arthropoda, Insecta, Lepidoptera, Nymphalidae. The record is from the annotation of a GenBank genome assembly.